ACGAUACGCCCGUAAAAGCCGAACUGUAUAGCGAAUACUGCGCGCUGAUUGGCUAGCGCGAUACGGUUGUGACUUGUAUGCAAAUGAUUUACACAAGCGGACAGUGGGCAAAUGAACCACAAAUCACCGGUUUUACUACCAUUGGUAUAGGUCAUGUAGUCAGAUAUUAAAACGUAUAGUAAAUUUAUAACAGAAAAAUGAACUCUUAUUAUCCUGCCUCGCUUUUUGCGCAAUAUUCAAGUGAAAAUCAUCAUAUGGGAGGAAAUGUGGGAUACAGUGCUGGAAAUUACGGACUUUUCGCUUCUAGAUUCGCGGAGCAAAUAGGAUAUCAUAAUUCGGGUUUUAAUAGUGACCACCAUCAACGUAUUGCAAAUACUUAUCCGGCACAUCAAAAUCACGAUACUUCUUCAAUUUACGGUCGGGAUCAUGCUUUACAUGCGACUCCAAACGCACACGGCGGACGUGUACCGAGCUAUCCGCCGGCCGAUGACAAUUCACACCCCACCCACCGUAGUUUUACGAACUGUUCAACUGCGGAAGGGACGUGGAAUGGUACCUCAAAUUCGCCGGAUUCCACACACAACAGUAACAGCCCAUAUUCUUCAAACUUAGACGCACAAAAUGGAAACUGUUCAGUGCUUCAAAAAGACUUGAAAGAGCCUCAAAGUCCGGGUGAAUCCUCGACGCCAUAUUAUCCUUGGAUGGGAAUAGUAGGUCCAAAUUCCGCACAAAGACGGCGAGGUCGACAAACCUAUAGUCGCUACCAGACUUUAGAACUGGAAAAAGAAUUUCAAUUUAAUCACUACCUCACUAGAAAAAGGAGAAUAGAAGUGGCACACUCUCUUUGCCUGACUGAAAGACAAAUAAAAAUAUGGUUUCAAAAUCGCAGAAUGAAAAUGAAGAAAGAAAGACAAGCUAUAAAAGAACUUAAUGAUAAUACCACACCAAAAGCUAAAAACAGUGACAGUAAAGGCUCUGACAAGGGUGAUGAUGACAAGAGUAUAGAAAGUGACGAUUCAUCGUAAAACAGCACUGGGUCUCGGGGAGAAAACAAUAACCGUCAGUCAUAAAACACACCGUUAGUAGUGGAUAGUUUCGUGAGUGAAGAUGUCGGCGUUAACAGUGAAUAGUUUCAUUGGGAAAAAAACCCAGCUGAGCAGUAGAUUCGAGAAGUGAAAAAUGAAAAACAAAACGAGAAGUAGUUUUUAAAAUAGAAAAAAAGUAUAUACCCUCGAUGACGAGAAGAAAAUCUAUGUCAAUUGUGACUGGUUUUUUUAAUUACUCUCACGUGAAAAACGUGCGGAAAACUAAAGAAUGGGUUUUGGUGGAGUUAUGAUAUAUUUGAACGAUAUUUGACAGAUACAACGGUGGUUUUCUGGGUUCUUUUUAUACUGUGCACUGGAAUAAGUAAGGGUAAAAUAUAUAAUAACCAUGACCCCGUAUUCAUUACACAUCUUUUACACUUGUCCGUGAUAUUUAGUUCUGUUUAAAGUUUGUGUUCAUACAUAUUUAUGAUCACAUAGUCAUGACAUAGUUCAAAAAUAGUUGUAUCUCUUUUUUUUCUUAUUCUUUUUAUAUUGACAUGCGCACUGAUACGAUUGCACAAGAUCGUAUCCUCCAAGUUUAUACCUAACACGAGAAUUAUGUUUAUGUUUGGCCGACGUUUCAGCCAGAUUUAAACUUUGUAUAGUAUAAGAUCUUUUUUUCUUUUCAUUUUUACAAAACUGUGUGCACAAUUAUGUUCUUAUUCUUGGUUGCUAAUCUGAACCGUUUUUGCCUACAAAGUAGCAAGUCGCCCUUCCCUAGUUUUGAAACUGAUAAUGCAAAGUUUUGCUUACGU
Molecule: messenger RNA, 1840 nt
Organism: Ruditapes philippinarum (Manila clam)
Lineage: Eukaryota; Metazoa; Mollusca; Bivalvia; Venerida; Veneridae
Product: homeobox protein Hox-A7-like
Exons: 2
Coding region: 198-1025 (275 amino acids)
Biological process (GO): anterior/posterior pattern specification; regulation of transcription by RNA polymerase II
Cellular component (GO): nucleus
Molecular function (GO): RNA polymerase II cis-regulatory region sequence-specific DNA binding; DNA-binding transcription factor activity, RNA polymerase II-specific
Source: RefSeq, a predicted model, not a curated record